Molecule: messenger RNA, 898 nt
Organism: Portunus trituberculatus (swimming crab)
Lineage: Eukaryota; Metazoa; Arthropoda; Malacostraca; Decapoda; Portunidae
Exons: 6
Coding region: 34-663 (209 amino acids)
Source: RefSeq, a predicted model, not a curated record
AAAAUGUUCCCCGCCGCUCAAGCCGUCCAGUGAAUGGCAACCCAAAGGAGGUGUACGUAUAUAACAGGGAGGCGGGCGGCGGGGGAGGACAGUCGACGGGCCCCGCAGAGAGCGACACAGCCAUUCCUCGGUCUCCUCUCCUUCCUGAGCCUCGUCCAUAAGCAAGGGUGUCUCCGCCGCCGCGAGCUGGGGUGGACGUGGGAGUUAGCGAGCAGCACACCGCGGGGAGUCACAAAUCAGGUCUACAAGAAAGUUUAUAAGCCAGCAGGAGCCAUGGUGGUGCCAACACGGACGGGCGUGGUCGUGGGCGUGGCGGUAGCGGCAGUGAUGGUGCUCCUACCUGCUCCCUGCCUCUCGCUCACCAUUCACCCCGCCGUGCUCAGGAACUUUGUCGGUCCUUACCGCAAGCCAGGCGAACCCGUGUUGAGGCCGAAUGUUGAGGCGGUGCGCCACCAGCCUCCAGCCUCCAGCGUCAGGUUCAGCCCGGCCCAGCCCUUCGCAGCCAAGGAACCCUUCUUCCCUGUUGCCCUCACCGGCUCCUCCCCAGCCCGAGAGUGGAACAGACCCCUUCGGUCGUGCGCGGGGUCAGCCUCGUGUGCCCAGAACAUGGACAAUACCCUCAACCUGCUCAUGCGCAUGAUGGAGACCGGAAGGCGGCGCUAGCAGGCGGCGCUAGCAGGCGGCACCAGGGGCACAUAAAGGAGCAUGAGAGCAGCAUCAGCCACCACAGAUCAUGACUUAAGCAUACAUAUUCCUCCCCUGCCUCUGCCCUGCCCGCCGCCUCGCUAGUAACCAUUGCCGUGGCCACAACACUGCUCUGCCGCACUUGGACUAGCAAUGACAGAUGUACUACUUUUUUUUUGGUGUCACUAAGAAAUAAAAUGUUUUAACACACUCA